AUUUGUGCCCGAACCACACUGCAUGAUUCGUAUGCAUUGUAAUAGACAGGCACUAUUUAGCUCAAUGAGGAUGAUGUCAGCGUUUACAGCUGAUGAAAAUAGAGCAAGAAUAUUACUUCACUGGAACAGUCAAAGGCGACCACAUUUCCAAUUCUCUGCGCUUGUGAGCUAAGGCUAGGGCCGGUAAUGGACAGCGAUGACGAUAUAGAAGAAAUCGUGGAAGCCUGUUGUGUUUUUAUUCAGGGUUACAGGCCGGUUGCGCCGGGGACUUUAUUUCCGACGGAAACCCAGGCAUAGGGGGAGUGAAUCAGUCGUGGCGACUAGAGUCCCAUGGAUGAGGAUGACCAGCCUCACGGCUUCUGCACGGUCAGCUUCUCCUCCAGCGAUCGUUUCGAAGGACACUUCACACACGGAGAGAAGAACGGCAGGGGCAAGUUCUUCUUUUUCGAUGGCAGCACGCUGGAGGGGUUUUAUGUGGAUGAUGCGUUACAGGGCCAGGGGGUGUACUCGUACGAGGAUGGGGGGGUCCUCCACGGGACCUAUGUGGACGGAGACCUGAACGGCCCAGCACAGGAGUUUGACUCUGAGGGCCAGCUGAUGUUCAGGGGCCAGUACAAAGAUAACAGCCGCUGUGGAGAGUGCUGGAUCUUCUACCCUGAUCGCGGGAGUGUUUUUGGGCAGGUGAACGAGGAGGGUGAGAUGACCGGUAAUUCACUGGCGUAUGUCUACCCAGACGGACAAACGGCAUUCUACGGCAGCUUCGUGGAGGGGGAGCUGAUUGAGGCUCGACUGGCCACCCUGGUUGCCACGGAGAACGGCAGACCGCACUUUGACGUUUCACCCGACAGUCCGGUCUAUACCUACGAUAAGUCCACCUCCACCUGCAUUGCCACCCACACUCUGCUUCCAGAUCCCUAUGAAAGCAAAAGGGUGUUUGUGGCAGACUCACUGAUCCCAGGCGCAGGAGAAGGCUUGUUCGCCAAGAUGGAUGUUGAGGCCAAUUCUGUAAUGGCCUUUUACAAUGGCGUGCGCAUCACACACUCGGAGGUGGACAGCAGGGAUUGGUCGCUGAACGGCAACACCAUCUCCCUGGACGAGGACACCGUGAUCGACGUCCCCCCACCGUUCCACCAGACCGACAGAUACUGUGCCUCACUGGGACACAAGGCCAACCACUCCUUCACCCCCAACUGCAAAUACGACCCGUUCGUCCACCCUCGUUUUGGACCCAUCAAGUGCAUUCGCACCAUCCAGGCCGUGCAGAGGAACGAGGAGCUGACUGUCGCCUACGGUUACGACCACGAGCCGUCAGGGAGGACCGGCCCGGAGGCACCGGACUGGUACAAACAGGAACUUCAGGUCUUCCAGGAGAGGCAGGCUGCCGGUGGCGACAGCCAAUGAAAACGACUCCUUACACAGCUACCCCUCCGCACCCGCCCCCUUGUUGAGGACAAUUAAAAAUCGACUCCUGAAAGAGCCACCUACCCACUUCCCUGACCUUUACACAGGGAAAAUACACCCACAACCUAAAGGACGUUUACAGUAUUAAAGGAAAUUCUAAAUAUUGACCCGGCCUGUGUCACAAAGCUGAUACUGAUGCUUGUUACGCUUGAAACCCAAACACCUUAAACCGCAGUCUUAACGCAGCUCCGCCUGAACAACACCUCCUCUGUAACUGCCCUCCACACUGACUCCAGCUAUACCCGAGGCCCGGCCUGGCUACGGCAACACCUCCCAGGACAAAACGGCACAAAGCACAACACUGAGACCUCUUGUCAGACGUCGCCGGACCACGUGAAGGAACGUUCCCGGAGCCUGAUGUCACAGGUGGCGGGUGGGACGUGUCGUUUUGUGAGUUCUAGGCGUGUAACGCGGCUGAGCGUGGACGUGGUUAAGGACGCUGUGCUGCUACAGAGACCAGCCCUACCCCGGCCUACCUUGGACUGACGCCUACCUGCCCCCAUCCCAUUUGAGGUGUAAGGAUGUACUGCUGUACUUUCUGCUCCGAGUGUGUCUCCAUCCUCAACCUGUGUUUGUUUGUUUUAUAUACAACAGAUGGGUGUGAACUAGUGUAGGGUAGCGUGUCCCUGGUGUUAAUUUUCACUAUUAGACCCCUAUUCCCUUCACGCCUCUGUAACAGUGCGUUAGGUUGCUCCCACAUCUAGCUUGUUUAGUCCGGUUGCAUCAAACCAAGUAGCGCGCCCUGAGUGCGCUUUGGGUAUUUGCCCACCGAGCGAAAGACAUUUAUGACCACAUGGAGUUUGCAUCCAAGAUUUUGUCCUCUCAAAUUAUGGCAGGGGGUGAAACCUUAUAUGACUAAAUAGGAAUGGAAACAAAAAUAUUUUUGCUUUGAUUCGGACUAAGCGAAGGGGCUGGUGAGAGCGACCUUGGUGUGGUUGUGACUGUUUGUACGCUGGAUGUUUAAUCCUGGUCUGAUUCAGUUUCAACCGGUAUCAAGACCAUGGCCUGCAUUCAAUCGGAAAUUGGGUUAUUGGCAUUGCCAGCCUAGCUAUACUGUAAAUGGUAGCCUGGCAACAAGGCAUUCAUGAGCUGCAGCGACUAAAACCCAUUUUGGGAAAUAUUUCAGGCUCCUGGCUUCCUAUGUACACCGAGCGAAUCGUGAUAUGAAUAUACUAGUGGGCGACUUACAGCUGACAGAAGAAAUUUAAAUUCAGUGAUGAAGUUCUAAUCGACGAUGUAGUUAGAUUUAUUUAUAAAUCGUUUCACGUGUUUCAGGCCAGGUGAGCUUAACCAUGGAGACUGCUUAUUAUGCAAAUAGUCUGGGGAAACUAUAAGAUUUAACUGGGAUGACAAUAACUAUGACAAAUGUUUAGUAGCCCAGGAAAAAGUAAAAUAAAGAACGUGAACCAUUCAA
Molecule: messenger RNA, 2875 nt
Organism: Esox lucius (northern pike)
Lineage: Eukaryota; Metazoa; Chordata; Actinopteri; Esociformes; Esocidae
Gene: setd7
Product: SET domain containing 7, histone lysine methyltransferase
Exons: 9
Coding region: 331-1401 (356 amino acids)
Biological process (GO): regulation of DNA-templated transcription
Cellular component (GO): chromosome
Molecular function (GO): protein binding; histone H3K4 monomethyltransferase activity
Source: RefSeq, a predicted model, not a curated record